Heteronotia binoei (common prickly gecko) is the source of this 2770-nucleotide messenger RNA. RefSeq names its product solute carrier family 16 member 10 (gene SLC16A10). The transcript has 7 exons. NCBI's taxonomy places the organism in Eukaryota, Metazoa, Chordata, Lepidosauria, Squamata, Gekkonidae. Gene Ontology annotation, molecular function: monocarboxylic acid transmembrane transporter activity. Gene Ontology annotation, biological process: transmembrane transport. The coding region runs from base 440 to 2416 and encodes 658 amino acids. The record is from RefSeq and is a predicted model, not a curated record.
UUGUGGCAUGACACAGACUUUAUUGAACUGAAAACCAUGGCAAGGUGUGAAGACUCCAUUUGCUGCCUCCCUGGAAGGAGGACUGAGGAUCCAUGGCAUGCAUCUAAGUGGGAUGGCAUUGCAGGGCUGGCCAGGUGCCACUCCAAGAGGAGGGGUGGGAUAGCAGACUGAGUGAUUGGGAGGUAGGUGGGAUAAGCCAUACCAACAAGUCUUCCUGUUGAAUCUUCACCUGCAGGAAUUAAAAACAGAGAUAUGUGCAGCCAUGACAACUGGGCAUGAGUGCCAUGCUGGGCUCAGUCAUGGAUGUAUUGUCCUUAUAGAGUCUGUAAAUGCAGUCUCGGGGCGGGGGGCUUUGCCAUGAACUCCAUUUGAGGCACAUGAUGGUACCAUCUGAAUUACAGUCAUCUCAGGGAUUUCUGGCAAACAUCCACAGUAGCUGAUGCUCAAGGCUCUGAUCCUGCAAGAAAUUCCCUGCAGCGCUGGAACGGGGCGCUUCUCCGCCUCCUCCCCCGCCGCGACUUCUUGCACAGCCCGAGGGUGGCGCUUCGCCGCCUGCUGGCCAGUGAGGAGUCUCCGCGAGGGGGAGCGAAGGAGGCGGGGCGGAGAGCGCGUGUCUCGGGCGGCCACACCUUUUAAAACAACCUGGCGGAGCGCGGGGAGCGUCUCGCAGCCUCAGGGGCCGGCUUGCCACUCGUCAGGAGGCGGCGUAGCAAGGCAGCCACCGCCGCCCCUGUCCCGGAGCGCCGCUUCUGUUUUCGCGGGAAAUGGUCGCUUGGCACCGGCGGCGGAGCUAGGGAGGGCGAGGCGAGGCGAGCGGCAGUCUCGGGCGCUGGAGGGACCCGUCGCCGGCAUGUCUCCCGUCAGCGAGGAGCUGGGGCCCGGCGGCGACUCUGCCCUGCCCACUUACGAAGAGGUGGCGGGCGGCGGGGAGAACGGGGACUACCGCGCGCCGCCGGAGGCGUCUGCUGCUUCUCAGAAGGGGGCCGGGGAGUCCCUCCUGACAGCGGCGGAGCCUGCGCUGAAGCCCCCGGGCAGUGAGGGCGAGAGCGAGGAGCGGGAGGCGGCGGAGCUGACGCCUCCCGAGGGCGGCUGGGGCUGGCUGGUCAUGCUGGCGUCCAUGUGGUGCAACGGGGCCGUCUUCGGCAUCCAGAACUCGUGCGGCGUCCUCUUCAAGUCCAUGCUGGCCGAGUUCGGAGACCCCGCCGACAAGCAGCUGGUGUUCCGGACAGCAUGGGUGAGUUCCCUGUCCAUGGGAAUGAUCUUCUUCUGUUCUCCCGUAGUCAGUGUUUUUACCAAUAUGUUUGGCUGCCGAAUAGUAGCUGUUGUUGGAGCAGCUGUGGCUUUAAUUGGACUCCUUUCAAGCUCAUUUGUAAGGACUCUUGGACCUCUCUAUUUUACUUAUGGAAUUUUAUUUGGCUGUGGUUGCUCAUUUGCAUAUCAGCCCUCCUUGGUCAUCUUGGGACAUUACUUCAAGAAGCGUCUAGGUCUGGUGAAUGGCAUUGUCACUGCUGGCAGCAGCUUGUUUACUGUAGCUCUCCCUUUUCUUUUAAGUGUACUGAUUAACUCAGUUGGCCUGUACAACACUUUCAGGAUCCUAUGUAUUUUUAUAUUUAUUCUGUUCCUGGCUGGCUUUACAUAUAAGCCUCUCAUUAUUACUACCAAAGGAAGCGGAGAAAAGGGCAAAACCCAUUUUCCUCCUGUAAAACAGAUUUUCAAUUUUUCAAUUUUUAAAGCUGUGAGUUACCGAAUCUGGGCUUUUGGAAUCCCAGCUGCCUUAUUUGGAUAUUUUAUACCUUAUGUUCACCUGCUGAAACAUGUGAAAGAACGGAUUGGUGAUGAUGUUCAAGAUGAAACACUUUUGCUUUGCCUUGGCUUAACUUCAGGAGCUGGCCGAUUGAUCUUUGGAAGAAUUGCAGAUUAUGUUCCUGGCGCAAAAAAGAUUUAUCUACAGGUGAUCUCAUUUUUCUUCAUUGGCCUGAUGUCUAUGAUGAUUCCACUCUGCUAUUCCUUUGGAGGUCUCAUUGCUGUCUGCCUCUUCAUGGGAAUCUUUGAUGGCUGCUUUAUUAGCAUUAUGGCACCUAUAGCUUUUGAGCUAGUUGGUGCAAAGGAUGUUUCUCAGGCAAUUGGAUUCCUCUUGGGCUUUAUGUCUAUACCAAUGACAGUUGGUCCUCCUGUUGCAGGUAUACUACGAGAUUACCUAGGUACAUAUGAUGUAGCAUUCUACUUAGCAGGAAUUCCCCCUAUUAUUGGAGGAGCUGUGCUUUGUUUCAUUCCUUGGGUGCAUGCAAAGGAAAAAGCCAAAGAAAAAGCUAGACCUCUAGAUGGAGAAACGAAGGAGAAAAUGUUGGAAACCAGAAAUGCAGCCAUGUUGGACUCAGCUGAAAAAAACAGCAAAGAAUUUGAAACUGUUAUUUAAUUGUUUAUAUUUUUUUCUACCAGAUUGAACUUAUUUUUAUAAGGACUAGCUUUCUGUUUAUAAACUAAGGUACCAAAUGAUUGUACUUGAAAGCACAGACCUGAUAAAAUUAUCAAAGUAAUAGUGACAUUUAAAAUCAAACUGCUAACAGUAACAAAUGCUUUUAAAAUUGAGCUUGAUUCAGGUUUCAGAACACAUAUUCUCCUUUACAGGUUUGUAUCAUCAAAGUAUACUUGCCCUCUGUGUGAGCAUGUGCAAGAACUGUGUGUUUGAAAGGAGGGGUGUUUGUUGUUUUUACUGCAUUUCCGGAACCUGAAAGUUCUGCCUACCUAUUAAAGGAUCCAGUUUUCUUCA